GGAAUUUGUAUAGGCGAGGGGAGUGGAGGAUUGUGUGUGUGGUGUUGAGAUUGGUGUUGCGUGGGUUAUGUGAGAGUGAGAUUCACAUGGGAAGGGUUUUUCUUGUUGAUUUGGAUGGUAGAUCCUACCGAUGCAGAUUCUGCCGUACCCCUCUUGCCCUCGCUGAUCACGUUCUCUCUCGUUCCUUCAACUGCAGUCAAGGGAGGGCAUACCUUUUCAGCAAUGUGGUGAAUAUAACACUUGGGGAUCAGGUGGAGAGAUUGAUGUUAUCUGGAUUGCAUACAGUUGAAGACAUAUUUUGUUGCUGCUGUGGGCAAAUUCUUGGAUGGAAAUAUGUUGUCGCACACGACAAAAAUGAAAUAUACAAAGAAGGGAAGUUUGUGCUUGAGAGGUGGAGGAUAGUUGACGAUGUUGCAGAGGAAUUAAAUUUGGAUGCUCGUGCUGGCUCAAGUGACACAGGCUCAAGUGACACAGAAAAUGCUUAGCAAGUUACUUCUUUUCAUGAAUUUCAAGUAUUGUAGCUAGCAAGUAUAUAUAUUACGCGUUAUUGUAGCUAGCCAGUAAAUAUAUUAUAACCUUGGUAUUCAUCAAGAUACAAUUUCACAUAUAAACUCCUUAGAACAACUCAAGGUUAGCCCAUUUCAAGCAUUUAUAAAUCUUGUCAUAGUGCACUGAAUCUUCUUGCUAGAUAUUUAUGGAGGGCAUAUAAUAGGCAUAUCCUUUAUGAUCGUGCAGAUCCUGAGGCUUGAAAGAGUAAUUCAUCUUAUUUUUAUGAGUUGAAGUUAAGAUACAUUGCUUGAUCUCAAUUAUUCAGAUAUGUGUGGAGAGUUAGAUUACUGUUCUAGAUGUAAG
Abrus precatorius (Indian licorice) is the source of this 852-nucleotide messenger RNA. Its product is annotated as protein yippee-like At5g53940. NCBI's taxonomy places the organism in Eukaryota, Viridiplantae, Streptophyta, Magnoliopsida, Fabales, Fabaceae. The coding region runs from base 87 to 485 and encodes 132 amino acids. Gene Ontology annotation, cellular component: ubiquitin ligase complex. The transcript is spliced from 5 exons. The record is from RefSeq and is a predicted model, not a curated record.